CAAAUCAUUUCAUCACACAUUCGACACACAUUAGUUCCCUACUUGCUGGCAAAAGGUUUAGCGCGGUUUUAUACCUCCCAAGAUAAAAAUGCCUAAUAAUUACGAUACCUUUUCUGGGGUUGAUGAUCCAGUGUGGCCAGAAUAUGUAUCGGAAAGAGAGCUGCAAGGUGAUUAUCUACAAAAGGCUGAACAAAUACUGGACAUGGCUUUGGUAACUCUGGAAACGUACGAUGGGCCCCGCUACAUAGUAGACAAAUUGCUAAGGGCCUCUCGAAGCAGCGUCUACUUAUAUCAAAUUAACGCUCUUCUCAUUGAAUCCUCGGAUGUGGUGCAUGAGUGUAAUGCUACGAUUCUGUAUGAACCUUGGAUGAAGGCCAAUUGUAUUGCCCAGGCCGUAUUUGAAUUCGUUGAUGAUGAGGAAAAUAAGAAAAUUGUUGUAAGACGCAGAGAUGAAGUGCCAUAUUAUAAAAAUGUAGUGGCACUUGAUGGUGAUGCCAUAACGCCUGAAACUUCAUAUAUACCGCUACGAAUUGUUGAAAAUGCUGGUGCCUAGAGAAAUAAAGUUUCGUUAAGUAUAUCCAA
Messenger RNA from Stomoxys calcitrans (stable fly), 582 nucleotides. RefSeq lists its product as uncharacterized. The record is from RefSeq and is a predicted model, not a curated record. Lineage: Eukaryota; Metazoa; Arthropoda; Insecta; Diptera; Muscidae. The transcript is spliced from 2 exons. The coding region runs from base 89 to 553 and encodes 154 amino acids.